GAGUUCAAUCAAUUCUGAACAUUCAAGCAGAAAACAACGCGUGUAAGCAAAGCAGUACGAAAAGUAUAGCUGACAAAGUUCUUAAGAAUCAAAAAAAGGAGAAAUAUCUACUAAAUUAAUAUACAACCGGCAUACAAAACAGAAGUUUAUAUAGUGCACCAUGUCCAGCCUAGCAUUGUUGUUAAAUCUUCUUGACGAAUUGGACCGCGAAGCUCCAUCGUACUAUGGCAACGACUUCGGUUUGGGUUUAUCUCCUUAUAUGAUCCACAACCACGCCCACCGUGAACCUGUAACCAACUCGGUGGGCUAUACACUACCCUUAAGCCUGUUGAAUCGUCUAAGUGAACGCCAGGCUGCCAGAACUCGUCGUGGUGAAAAGAAGGAAGACCGUAUAUCACCCGUUGGCAAAGAUGGCUUCCAAGUUUGUAUGGAUGUGGCACAAUUUAAGCCCAACGAAUUGACAGUCAAAGUAGUAGACAACUGCAUAGUCAUUGAGGGUAAACAUGAAGAACGUGAGGAUGAGCACGGUUACAUACAGAGACACUUUGUGCGUCGCUAUGUCCUUCCUAAAGGUUAUGAUGCCGAAAAAGUCGCUUCAACCCUGUCGUCAGAUGGUGUCUUAACUGUUAGUGUACCAAAGCCCCAAAUUGAGGAUAAGUCAAAUGAGCGCAUUAUACAAAUUCAACAGACCGGACCAGCUCAUUUGAAUGUGAAACAGAAUUCGGAGGAAAAGCCAGCCGAGUCCAAGGAUUCGAAGGAGGAGAAAUAAAGUAGAAGAUGACGCAUUGUGUACACAUUCAUACAAAUAUUAUCCACUGAGUAUUUGAAAUAUUUUAUGUUUAGACUUCAUCCUCAGUUGAUGAUUCCAUCAUUAGAUAUAACCAUUUAUGUACUAUUAAUAGAGUUGGAAACAUAUGUGGUUCCAUUUCGUUCAUUUUGAAUAUAUUAUCAUCUACUUUUAAUUUUGUUUUGUAAGAUAUUCUCAUUCCACGACAAAUAAAGAAAUUGAAUUUCUACCAAGUAA
Messenger RNA from Musca domestica (house fly), 1024 nucleotides. RefSeq names its product heat shock protein 23. Gene Ontology annotation, molecular function: protein folding chaperone. Bases 161 to 769 code for a protein of 202 amino acids. Gene Ontology annotation, biological process: protein refolding; response to heat. NCBI's taxonomy places the organism in Eukaryota, Metazoa, Arthropoda, Insecta, Diptera, Muscidae. The record is from RefSeq and is a predicted model, not a curated record. The transcript has a single exon.